Molecule: messenger RNA, 1104 nt
Organism: Branchiostoma belcheri (Belcher's lancelet)
Lineage: Eukaryota; Metazoa; Chordata; Leptocardii; Amphioxiformes; Branchiostomatidae
Product: aminoacyl tRNA synthase complex-interacting multifunctional protein 1-like
Exons: 8
Coding region: 14-1006 (330 amino acids)
Molecular function (GO): tRNA binding
Source: RefSeq, a predicted model, not a curated record
CCAGCCUCAGCGUAUGACCUUUUACCCCAUGAGUUUGCUUCUCUCUGCAAGCAGUCGACUGUUGGUGAGAUCAGUACUGAGGAUGGCGUCCCCCGAAGUGGUCCAGCGUCUGGAGCAGAGAGCCAGGCAGGCUGAUGAAGCCAUCAACAUCCUCAAGACACAGAUACAGAUGCUCAAACAGCAUGCUGUCACUGCAGAGGAGCAGCGGUUGAAGAAGGAGAAUGACCAGCUGAGACAACAGGUCAAUGACCUCAAGGCCAAGCUCACCAUGGCCGAGAUCCAGAAUGGAGUGCAACAGGUGUACCUACCUGUAAGGACAGCUGCCACAGACACAGAGGCACCUGCUGCACAGCCGCAGACAGCUGAACCAGCACCCAAGCCUGCGGAAGCCAAGCCUGAACAGAAGCAGGUGCAGAAAGGAGGGAAAGCUGACAAGGCUGCAGGGAAAGGGGAAAAGAAGGAAAAGAAAGGUGGUGAGAAGAAGAAGGGAGGACCGCCUCAGGAGGAGAAGCCUGUUGAUGUGUCCAGACUGGACAUGCGGAUCGGCCGUAUCGUGUCUGUGAAGAAGCACCCUGAUGCAGACACUCUGUAUGUGGAGGAGAUUGAUGUGGGAGAGACGGCACCCAGGACUGUGGUCAGUGGACUGGUCAAACAUGUCCCUAUGGAGGAGAUGCAGGACCGUAUCGUGAUCGCCAUGUGUAACCUGAAGCCUGCUAAGAUGCGUGGCAUCACGUCCCAGGCCAUGGUCAUGUGUGCCAGCUCACCAGACAAGGUGGAACUCCUGGAUCCUCCAGCCGGCAGCCAGCCUGGGGAUCGCAUCACGUUCGAAGGAUACCCAGGGGAGCCAGACCCAGUCCUACAGCCUAAGAAGAAAGUGUGGGAGACAGUACAACCUGACCUACAGGUCACCUCGGACAAGGUCGCCACGUACAAGGGGGUUCCCUUCACUGUGGCUGGGAAGGGAGUCUGCACUGCCAAAACUAUGACUAAUUCUGGAAUAAAAUAAGAACUCUUAUCAUUUAAAACACAGUUUAUUAAUAUCCACAUGGACAGAUGUCACCAGUCCUGUGAAUUCAAACUCUAUAGUAAAAGAUAAUUUAGGUA